Molecule: messenger RNA, 375 nt
Organism: Penicillium oxalicum
Lineage: Eukaryota; Fungi; Ascomycota; Eurotiomycetes; Eurotiales; Aspergillaceae
Exons: 2
Coding region: 1-375 (124 amino acids)
Source: RefSeq, a predicted model, not a curated record
AUGCCCCCCCAAGAAAAACCUCCGAAAACAGAGUCCACAUUCAUACACCCCGUGCGCAUCUCUGCCAAACAUCAAACACGUCCGACAGACGCGAUGGCCACAGCGCAUGACAAAAAUCUCGACUCCGCCGCCCGAUUGCCCAUCCACCACGCAAGUGUGACAAAAGUGCGUGGGGAAUCGGAUCUUGGGAAUGGUCAUGCGCCGUUCAAUCUCCGAGGCGAGUUCUUUGCCCUUUUCGACGCGGGCGCGAAGGAUAUGGAUGCGGGUUUUGAGUGUUGUCUGGGCUGGGCUGGUGGUGGUGAUGAUGAUGAUGAUGAUGGUGGUGACUGGAGGGAGAAGAGGGAAGAGGAGAGGAGAACAGGGCAGGUUUGGUGA